Messenger RNA from Salvia hispanica, 1911 nucleotides. RefSeq names its product DGCR14-like protein. Gene Ontology annotation, cellular component: catalytic step 2 spliceosome. NCBI's taxonomy places the organism in Eukaryota, Viridiplantae, Streptophyta, Magnoliopsida, Lamiales, Lamiaceae. The record is from RefSeq and is a predicted model, not a curated record.
CAACUGAAGACCAGAAUUCUGAUCUGAUUUCACCCAAAUUCUCAAACCCUAAUUCCUCAAUUUCUGUUUCUUCUCCUCCCUCCCACAGCAUCUCCAACUCCAACAAUCAUGCUGCUAUCCCCAGGCCACUCGCCGCGCCACCUCUCUACGCCUUCACCCGCCCCUUCCGCUUCCUCCGAUAACCCUAAUUCCUCCCAUGCCACCUCUUCAGCUCCCGAUUUCGACAACCGAAAGCGCCGCCGUGGGCCCGAUGUUCUGGACGAAGACGCAUACGUGGCCGCAAUCGAGAAGAUAAUCGAGCGAGACUUUUUCCCUGACAUCCCCAAGCUGCGCGAUCGCCUCGAUUGGCUGCAGGCAAUUCGCAGCCACGAUCCCGUGCUUAUCCGCGAUGCCCAGCUCAAGAUCCUCGAGCGCCGCCGCAUCCGGAAGGGUGAAAAGUCCGCUGCUGAUGCUUCGCUCCGCUCCGCCACUGCAACCCCUGGUUCGUCCUUUUUACGAAAUAGUUCGGUUACUCCGUCGUUUUACAAUGAGCAUAAAGAGAAUUUUGUUAGCGAUAAAAUUGACGGCGGUGAUGAUGGAGGGGAAGGGCAAGUGGAUGUUUCGUUGUCGCUUGAUGAAUUUUUUAGAAGGUACACAAGUGAGGAUAAUGAGAGCUUUUCGAAGCUUGUAGAGAAAGUGAAUCGGAAGAAGAAGGAAAAGUAUGGGUAUUUGUUGGGAGCUGAUUCAGUCGAGGGGAAUUCCGGGAACAAUUUGAUUGAGGAAGGGAAUAAACGGGAGAAAAGUAGUACUGAUGGCUAUGGAACAUCGGAUCAGCCGGUGAGUACAUUGGACGGGUGGAAAUAUACAGCCAAGAACUUGCUGAUGUAUCAUCCGGCUGAUAAUGGCGAAGUGCCUUUAACUGAGGAGGAAAGAGCGUUGAGGUUGAAGGCAAUGACGAAGGAAAUUAGCAGACCAAAUACGAGAUUCCAUGCCAAAGCUUUAGAUGCUGAUGAAGCACAGGAUGAUGACUCUGCUGUUGUGCUCUAUCCACCUGUUGCUGGGGCUACUCCUAUUGCAAUAAGCAGUAGAGAUAUUGAUAAGGUGAAGAGAUAUGAUUUGGAGGAUUUGAGGAAGACCCCAAAUAAAUUCUAUGCAGAGUCUGAGAAGAAGGCAGAUAAUGGAUAUAGUUUUGUGAAGACGCCUUCCCCUGCUCCUGGGGUUGAUGAGUCACCUUUAAUAACCUGGGGUGAAAUUGAGGGGACUCCGCUGAGGUUGGAGGCAGAGGAUACACCAAUUGAUAUUGGCGGCAGUGGGAAUGGACCACAGUUUAAAAUUCCGAUGCCUCCUUCAAGGGAUAUGAAGGCGCAUUCUUUGUCGAGGGAGGCUGCAAGGAAGCUCAGGGAGAGGUCAAAGAUGUUUCAGAAACCACCACUGCAUUCGCCAGUUAGAGGAGGAAGCGCAAGUCCAGGUCGACAAAUACUUUCACCUGCUGCCCAGAAGUUUAUGAGGAAAGCAAUUGCCAAGUCUUCAAAUUCUAUUGAUGAAUCCCUCAGAGCAAGUUAUCGCAGUGGGAGCCCCGGAUUGAGCACUCCAAAAGCUGGGAGGAGUAUGUCUCGGUUGGGAAGAGAUGGCAGCGUAGGUUCCAAGUCACCUUCUGUGAGAGAAGGCUCUGAUCCACCUUGGUGAUCGGUCUCUACAUCGUCAGUUCUUGAGUUCUUCUAUCCUUACCAGAUGCAAUCAUCUAGUAGUAGUCUACAAAUUUAUGGGGCAUUCCUUUCAGAAUCUUCAGAUGGCGAAGAAGAUAUAGUUCUUUCUCUAUGUUUAUUUCAUAGGUUUCUGUCUUUACUAUUAUUACCUUUCAUGUUGUAAAAUGGUGAAUGUUAUGCAAUGCAAUAACCUUGAUUGCCAAAAUGAGAUUGUGAUUGAGAUUGA